AUGGAAGGCUUCAUGUGCAACCUGGACCACAGUGAUCACUUGACGGCAGAACUCUGGGGCUGUUUAAUCGGAUUGAAACGGGCCUGGGAUCUUGGAGAGAGGGACAUCAUUCUAAGAAGCGACUCUUCGGAGGCUCUGAAGCUCAUUACGGGAGAUGACAACAUGCUACAUGACGACAGGGGAGUGAUACAAGAAAUCCAGACAAUGAUUGCAUGGGACUGGCAAGUCGAAUGCCAAGUUAUUAGUAGAGACACAAAUCAAAUGGUAGACAAGCUUGCUAAGGAAGCGCUGAAUGAAACGAGAGGCUUGCAAAUUCUAAGUCCUGGUGCUGUGAAGAUAAGGACGCUUCAGGCUGGUCCUUAG
Messenger RNA from Neltuma alba, 363 nucleotides. RefSeq lists its product as uncharacterized. The transcript has a single exon. NCBI's taxonomy places the organism in Eukaryota, Viridiplantae, Streptophyta, Magnoliopsida, Fabales, Fabaceae. Gene Ontology annotation, molecular function: nucleic acid binding; RNA-DNA hybrid ribonuclease activity. The coding region runs from base 1 to 363 and encodes 120 amino acids. The record is from RefSeq and is a predicted model, not a curated record.